AUGGGCCACCUCCCGGAGACCAGGAUGUAUUUUCCGGCUUCUGCACACUCCAGUAUAUUGCAGGAAGCGGUUGGAGAGGGUGCCGUUUCGGAACUCCUUAUCAGAAGUUACAAGAGGAGUUUCAACGGGUUCUCUGCCAAGCUCACAGAAAGUGAGGCCAAGAGAAUAGCCAGCAGAGAGGACGUAAUUUCUGUAUUCCCCAGUGGGACUUUCCACCUCCACACGACAGGAUCAUGGGACUUCAUGGGCUUCCACGAGACGGCAAAGCGAAACCCAUCGAUCGAGAGUGAUAUAAUAAUUGGAGUUCUCGAUAGCGGUGCCUGGCCUGAGUCGGAAUCAUUCAGCGACAAGGGUUUUGGUCCUCCCCCCAAGAAGUGGAAGGGUACCUGCCAAGGAGGCGCCAACUUCACCUGCAACAACAAGCUCAUUGGAGCACGGUUCUACGCCGACGGCUCACAUUCUGCAAGGGACUCUUUUGGCCACGGGACGCACACGGCCUCGACAGCGGCCGGUAACCCAGUGAAUGGUGUGAGCUUUUAUGGAUUAGGGAAUGGGACUGCGAGAGGUGGGGUUCCAUCUGCGAGGAUUGCCGUGUACAAGGUAUGCAAUGACAAAGGAGACUGCGGGAAUGCCGACAUCCUGGCUGGCUUUGAUGAUGCCAUUGCAGAUGGGGUCGACAUCAUUACGGCAUCACUGGGUGGAAAUUUGGCGCAGAGCUUUGACACGGACCCUGUCGCGAUUGGAGGCUUUCACGCAAUGGAGAGAGGGAUCCUCACGACACAGUCUGCAGGGAACCAGGGGCCACAUGAAGGGACAGUCUCGAGUGUGGCCCCGUGGCUCUUCACCGUGGCGGCAAGCAACACCAACCGAGGGUUCGCAACCACUAUAGGGGCCAAGUUUAGUUGGACGGCAAACACCAUAAGUGCAUUCCCAUCCAUGAACACGAGUGCCCCGGUUGUACAUGGGCUGCAGGUGACAAGUAAUUGCACGGAAGACCUUGCCAGGGAGUGCAGCUCCACUUGUUUGGACAGCAAGAAAGUGACUGGAAAAAUUGUGCUCUGCGACACGGAGUUUCGCGACGGUAUCGAGGAGGCUGCCAGUAAAGGAUCUGCAGGGGUGAUCGCGCAGUGCAACAGUCAAACACCCUAUCCUGAACCUUUCGUCACUCCGAUUCCAAUGCUUUGUUUUACAAAGGAAAUCUACCGAUCUUAUGUCGCGCACUUCAAUAAUGAAAGGGAACAAAUAUGUGAACCCUCGGUUCUCUUUCCCUGGCGCAGGAACCUCACAGGACAGAUUCUGAAAUCUGAGAAUGUCGAAAAUAUUGAUCCUCAUCCUAUGGUUGCUUCCUUCUCAUCACGGGGCCCAAAUAAGAUUGCUGCAGACAUCAUGAAGCCCGACAUAAGUGCCCCGGGGGUGAAUAUCUUGGCUGCGUUUUCCCCUCUCGGCUCACCUUCAUCUUUCCCUUCAGACAAGAGGAGUGUGAGUUACAACUUCCUGUCAGGGACCUCCAUGGCUGCCCCCCAUGUUGCCGGUGCAGCAGCGUACAUUAAGUCAUUUCAUCCCGAUUGGUCUCCCGCUGCCAUCAAAUCAGCUAUUAUGACUACCGCUACUCGGAUGGAUGUCAGGUCUGAUCCCCAAGGUUGCGGUUCAGGCCACAUUAAUCCGGUAGACGCUGUGGAUCCAGGUCUCGUGUACGAGAUUGAGAAAAAGGACUACCUCAGCUUCCUCUGCAACUUGGGGUACGACUUGGGGAAAAUUUCGUCGAAUAAAACCAAAGGCUGUCCUGAAGAAGGAUCAAAGAACAUGUCCCCAGCGAAGCUCAACUACCCUGCUUUCUUCUUCAGAGUGCCAAUCAUGAAGUCUUUCGUUGUAGCCUUGGAGAGGACCGUGACGAAUGUGGGUCCCCCGAACUCGAUCUACAGAGUAUUGGUUCCGCAGAUUGACCCAAGUUUCCGAACGACAGUCGAUGUAUUCCCGAAGGCACUCCGUUUCAAUUCAGUAGGCGAGAAGCAGAUAUUCAAAGUGGUGGUUUCAGGAAAAGAAGUUAUAGAGGGGACCGUUAUCCACACUGCCAUCUUGUGGGCAGAUGGACAGCGUAGUGUGUCAACUCCGAUCACCAUAUAUUCAGCGCCACAAUAG
Punica granatum (pomegranate) is the source of this 2139-nucleotide messenger RNA. NCBI's taxonomy places the organism in Eukaryota, Viridiplantae, Streptophyta, Magnoliopsida, Myrtales, Lythraceae. The record is from RefSeq and is a predicted model, not a curated record.